This is a messenger RNA of Mizuhopecten yessoensis (Yesso scallop), 6191 nucleotides long. RefSeq names its product E3 ubiquitin-protein ligase Midline-1-like. Bases 111 to 1364 code for a protein of 417 amino acids. The transcript is spliced from 2 exons. NCBI's taxonomy places the organism in Eukaryota, Metazoa, Mollusca, Bivalvia, Pectinida, Pectinidae. The record is from RefSeq and is a predicted model, not a curated record.
GCUGAUAACAAGGGUAUGGUACACGUACUGUACUGCCAGAGUUUACAAAUGAAAUGUACGUCACUGUCGACUUAACUCGGAUUUGGUGAAUAGAUCAACAUCAGCUCAUCAUGGCGGAAGGAGGGUCCCCUCAUGACUCUCUCGAUAACCCCAAACCUGCUAUGGACACCCACCUGUUAGAUUGUCCUAUCUGCCUAGAACAGCUGCACCAACCCAAGUCGCUCCCCUGUCUUCAUUCUUUCUGCCAGGAAUGUCUGUCCACCUUCAUCACCAAGGACCUGUCAGGGAAGAUGGCGGCGGCAACCUCCUUUCCGUGCCCUGUUUGUAGGAAGAUAACACAACCGGUCAAUCUUUCUGAAGGUAAGGAGAAAUGGGCACAACAAUUUCCAACCAAUGACCUGAUUAACAGCCUUGAAAAGGUUACGAUGGAUGAGCCGAGAUAUUGCAAGCCUUGUGAGAAAAAAGGAAAAUCUGGGACGCCUGCAAAGGUCUGGUGCCAAGCUUACAACGUCCUGUUUUGCGAGACCUGUAAAGACGAAUAUCAUGAUUUGAUUCACGAAGACUGCGAGACAGUGGACAUAUCAAAAGAUGUAACCAUGCAACAAAAGGUGACACAAGUGGUCAGAUGUGGAAAACACGCAGAGAAGAUGGAUUACUAUUGUGAAGAUCACGAGAUACUUGGUUGUAGUAGAUGCAUAACGAUAGACCACAGACGAUGUGACGAAGUGACAACAACACAGGAGUAUUGUGAUAAACUGAAGAGGGAAUCAUGCCUGGAUCACUUGAAGACAUCCCUGCAAAAAACAACUGAUGCCAUUGAGUUCCUUAUCAAAGAGUUUGGUGAACAGCUUAAAACUAUGCCAGAAGACCUAGAUACCGGAUUUAAGAGUAUAGUAGAUCUACGACAAAAGGUCGACGCACGUCUUGAUGCUAUGCAGGAGAAAAUCACAGAUGAACUGACAGCAAUUUAUAAAACAGAGAAAGAGAAUCUUGAUUUGACAUUGCAGAAAUGUGAACGACUGACGUCUUCAAUUCAAAUCACAAUAAAAACCUCGGCAACAGUUAUCCAGAGGAACGCCAGCGUGGACACAAUCUUGGUGUAUCAGAGAGGCAUGGCAGAAUUGAGAUCCUAUCGGGAUCUGGUGACAGAAUUGAGGAAGUCUUUCAUCGCUGUCAGAAUCAAGCAUUCCUUUGACCCUGCUCUUCUGAAAACGAACAAGAACAUUCCACUGACCCUGGGGAAAGUCACAGUACAGAAAGAACGUAGAAUUCUGCCUGGACAUUUGUUUACUCCGUUAGCGGAAUGCCGUGUGAAGGAGGUAGCCAAGUUUAACAUAAACUCUUCCUCAGACAGCUCAGAUUGAUGUGCAAUGGGAGUUGUUUACCUACCAUAUGCUCAUAUCAUUGUAGGAGAUUUCAACAACAACAUUAUAAAGUUGUUUACAGCUAUAGGGAAAUUAGAAGAUGAGUUGAAAAUUCCUGGAUCAUUAUUUGACAUGUGUCGUGUGGAUUAUCAAACUGUGGCGGUAGCUCUCUCUAAUCUUACUGCUAUAUACGUCAUCAAAAUAGAGUCCUCAAAAUUAAUCCUGUCGUCAGAAAUUGAACUGUCGGUCGGCCAAAAUCUUAGGGGUAUUACUUAUACAGGUGACAUAUUCAUUGUUAGUUAUGGGAGCAAUGAUCACAGCGUGAGUAAGGAUGGGGAUACGAAACAUAUCCAAACGUAUCCGGCUCACUGCUGUCAUCUUGCAUGCAAUCCAUGGACGCAAGAGAUAUACGUCAGCCAAAACAACUCAAGGAAUGGCGCCGUAGCCAUAUCCAAACUGUCAAACGGUAAACGUACAGAUAUGGUGAAGGUUGGUGUCCUGAAUUCAACGUUUGGGGUAGAUGUUGGUUGUGACGGUAAUUUGUAUGUGUGGGGGCGGGGUUCAAACAACGUGGUACAGAUGUCUGCGGACGGAACUCGCAUCAGAGAACUGCUGACAGUAUCGGAUGGUGUGGUCAACCCGAGGGCAAUAUCUGUGUGUGGGGACAAAUUUGUGGUCACAGACGAAUCCUCACAACACAGGAAUGAAAUAUGCCUAUUUCAGCUUUACUGAGCCAAGUGAGUGAGCAUUCUGUGAGAUAUGUAUCUUCUGUACGGACAAGAACAAAAUAGGUUUUAUGUUUAGUGACAAAACUACAACAUGUCCGGAUAUGUUUUGAGUAUCCAUCCAUUGCCUGAAAAGAAUUAAACUGUAACGAUGCAGCUACCUGGGGUAUAACAAUUUAAUACCACAUAUAUAUAAAUUAAUAAAUUCAUGUUAAGUUUACUUUGACCGACUUUUAGGUCAAGGUCAUAUGGAUUAUUUUUUUAAGCAAAUUCUUAAUACCAAAGAGGCCUUCAGUGAUGAUAUUAAACAAGCAGCUUGCUAGAAUUAAACUAACUUAUCCUACUUUUUAUGUAAGGCAAAUAUGUUAAAACUUUUAUGGCACGUAGUGUGUAUGAGCUUGCUAACGAUCAGCUUUGUUAAAAACAAUUUGUACUUUAAAUAUCACCGAUGAGAUAUGUAAAUAGCGGUUACUAGCAGGUGAAUGAAACAUGAUUUAUAAGCUUUUCACUUCCAUUGCCUUUAUAAUUUAGAGUUAUCGCUGUGAAACAAAUGGCUAUACUUUUUUGUACAUUUCAAAUACUUGUAUGUCAUUGAUAACUUGAACAAAUCAGAACCAAUUUUGUUCAGGAUUAUUUUUAUAGUGGGACUCUCUUUGAAAGGAGGUGUACAUGUCAUGUAAUACCAGGUUCUCAAAGUGAGGGGGGAGUUGGUGACAAAACCACAAGGCACAUUAAUAAUCAUAAUAAAAUAUCGACAUUCAUUUAGCAGAAGGUAACAAUAUCAUAUUAUAUAAGUCUUUAUUAACCUGCCUCUCUCUGAACCAUGCGUUGUAAGUUUGUCCCUCGGCAUUCAACAGUACUAGUGUUGGCUUGGAGCUUUGUUGAAAUUGAAUGAUUAAAAUCGAUUAUAUAGCGAGUAAUAGUUCAUUUACGACUAUCAGCACUGUGUUUCACAUAUUUUACGAAAAAGCGUAUUAAAAUUAGGUAAAGACAAAAAAAUAAAUAAAUUGAGUACAUAAUACCAAGCCCAAUAAAGAUUUUUCAUUAUGAUCUUUAGGUAAGGUUUCACAAACUUUUAAAAAAGCUUUUGUGUUUUUUUUCAUCGUAUUUAUCACUUUUCAGAUAAAGGUCUUCAUCAUUUUUUUUAAACAUGUUCAUUUUUGGUGUUUCCUGAAAAAAGUUAAUAUAAAAUAGCAUUAUGCAUAUGGCAUCAGCACUUUUUGUUCCGCUUUCCACUUAAAUUAUCGAAAGCAAAACUUUGAAGUAAGAUAUUGUUUUUCGUUUACCAGAUAUGAAUCCAUUUUAUGUAAAUAUAUUCACUGUUUGGUUAAGGUGUCUUUGUAUAGAUAAUUUCCGCAAUCUUUGAAAUAUAGUUGUUAAUGUGUUGAUGAUAUGUUUGUAAAAGUUUUUCUGUUGGUUGAAGGACUGCUAUAGACCAGUUGGAUCAAUAAAACCUUCCUUCGCCAGUUGGUAAUAUUAAUUCCAUGUAAACACUGGCCACGUGGUGGUGUACCGGAGGGAGCGUAUGUUGAAGUAUCUGCCUCCUUGCGAUUUGUCUAGAAAUAUAUAACUUGCGAUAUGAUUUUGAAAUGGUAGUUUAUUGUAAUAAAAAAAUUCUGGGGAUUAAAACACAGUUAUGAAAUAUAUCUAAACUAGCUUGUUAACUUGAACUAAUAGUCACUUUUCAUAUUUUUCUUGAUAGAAAAUAAAAUCAUUAUAAAACACUGCGGUAUUUCUAUAUAAUAUCUUGUGAUACAUGGCAACAUUUCCUUUAUAUCACGAAAAGAAAAUUGCAUGUAACAACCACCCCUAGUAAUUGUACUCCCCUAGCACAACAUAAUAAUUUAUUAUGAUGAAUAGUUUUAGAGUUAUCCCACUUCUGUAGCAUUAUCACAAGCUGCUUGUUAUUAUUCGACAAAAUUAAAAAAAAAGGUUCCCAUCACCUCUAAAUGCUCAUAAUAUGUCAAUGUGUGAUUGUGUCCCAAUUCACGAAUUACCAUCGAUUUCAUAUAUGUUCGGAAGGUUUGGGGUGAUAAGAUAAUGUGGCUAUGGAGAGGAUUUGGGGCAUUGUAUGUUACAAUGGAGCGACACUGGCAUAGGGCGAUAAUAAUGUUAACCACUGUUUGAGACAUUGUGACACAACUUUUACGAAUAAAAAAAGGAAAACAAGGUUAUAAUGGAAAAAAAUGAGAUUGGCAUGGAACAUCAGGCGUGGAAUUUAACCCGAGGUGUUGUGAAUUGAAGUAAUACCUUGCUGACGGUUUUUAUUUCCAAUUCUUAACCCCUGUGUUGGAACUUUGCACACUUACAUAUACGCUGUAAAGAAAUAGUGUGAACACUGAUUUUUAGUGACAAACAAUUAAGUAUUCAACUGUGUAAGUUAACAUGUAUAGUCAAUGUUAAUGUCAUAUAGAAAUGACAUAUUCCAUGAAACGCGCUUCAUGUUGAAUAUAUAUCAAUUUGCAAUGACAAUGAAUGACAUCACGCUAAUGUAAACCACUGUGGUCCGUCUUCAUGUGUCCUCGUCUGUUCAAAGUAGAACAUUUGCGGUUGUUCCUCCAUAACCAAUGAAGUUAUUGACUACAGACGUAGUUGGAAUGUUAUACUUUUCGUUCCGAUCCAAAAAUCAAACAUGUACGCCUUCGUGUCUGAUUGGAUGAGACAUUUUUCGACUUCUGGAUAAAAACGGCUGCAACGAUAGACAAUAGUAAAUUUCCUUUUAUGUCGAUCCGAGAAUCAAAAAUUGCCGCCUUGCCCUAAUAUUCGCCUUUUUUUAUAAUGGCUUAAUGAUUGAUUGCGAUCAGAGUCAAAAUGUUCCCAGGACACCGUCAAGUGUUGUUUCUAAUAGUACCAAUUUAAAAAUCCAAAUCUGUCGACAUGCUCAUUGAUUGGCCGAGCCAUUUCUUCUCCAGAUUGACUCCACACUCGGAAGAGGUGUUCCUACUUUUCAGGCCAGUCCGAAAAUCAAAGAGGGACAAUCUUGUUUGGCUGUGGCAUUUUUUCCCGCGUUGGUCUCUGAUUUACCGAUUCCUUUGUGAUCUUUUCUCAAAAAUGGCUGCAACGAUCGACUCGAAACCCAUUCCAAAUGUUCCUACUGGGUCGCUAGUUUUUGUUUAAAUCCAAAACGCAAAGAUGGCUGCCAUGCCCUCUGAUUUGCUAAGGCAUUUUCGCUUUCGUUUUUAAAAACCUGCAGAGAUAGAAUUUAACCUUUGUAUACUGGUUCGGUGUGAGAUACCGGUUAGGUGUUUUCACUUGUACUGUCGAUAUACAAAUCUUUGAUGAAUGUCUAGGCCUCAGACAGGCAGGCAGUUUUUCUUCUUCUGCUAGAACUGCUGCAGCCAUUUAUGCUAUGGACACAUUUUCGUGUUGAUUUAAGGCACAAUCUCAUGCGAGUGUAAAGCCCCUAGAGCCCCUUCUGAUAUCAUCGCACUGCUGAUAAUUGAUUAUAUAAUUCUACAUACUCGGGCUUCAACCUACCUGUCAUCACUCCUGCCUACAUACACCUACCCUUAUUGACGUCAUGUGAUAUAUUCGAAAUAUUACAGAAACGACAUAUAACCUUCCCGUUAUCCCUGCUAUCAACCGUCACCUACCAUGUAGUGACGAAAUCACAAUGACUGCAGAUAAUAACCUAAGCAACUCCUACCCACACCUCUUGUUAUCUACAAAUGUACCUACACGAGUUAGCCACCUGUCCGUCCCCGUUCUAGCCGUAUAUUUCUAUCACUACUGACGUCAUAACAUCACUAUGGACACCUAGUUAACACAUGUGACGAUGGAUACAAAACAAAUGGCAACCGAACAACUGAUUAAAUGGCAGUGUUACUGAUUAUCAAAGCAUUGGGUUGUUGUUGUGCAAAGCCUCGGGUCUCCUGCUCAAUAUAUUAUUCCUUGGGUUUGAGUGACCUUAUCCAUACCUCACAUCAAGAAUGCAUUCUAUUAAUCUCACACCGGUAAAAGUGCGGAUACACCUGUGCAGGGUAAGAAAAAACAAUUCCCUACAUCAGUCUUUCUUACCCAGGACAGCUCUAUCUUACACACAGGGAAAUGAGAGAAAAUAUGUAUACUACAUGUAGCUCCGAGAUCCAUAUAUGAUAAGGUG